AUGGUUCUAGGCAAGCUUUUCGGCAAGAAGAAUGAAUCCGCGAAAACACCUAGAGUUGAAGAGCCUUACGUGCUUCCCCCGGGCCAAAUGCAGGAUAUGAAGCCCAUUUCGUCAGGCUCAAUACCACGGCCGCAUGAGCGGCCGCAUCCGCCAACCCCCCAAACAGGCAAUGGCAGGCGAUUUGUAAAUCCACAGUCAUGUACUAUGCAUGACAAGUACGACAUAUCCCUAUUCAACAUGACUCUAGUGCAUCCAAUACAAUCGACGUUCAUCACCUUUGAUGUUGUCCCUACUCCUCCUCCGACGGAACCAGCACGUGGAGAAUUCAUAAAGAACCAUUUCAUUCAGCAGCUCAAUUGGUAUCCUUGGACAUGCGACGUGAUGUCUGAAAAUUUGGCAAAUACCACUGUCAAAGACGCUGGCGUAGAGAUGAAUAUGCAAUCCCGCUUUGCCGAAGCUGAAGCCAUAAUCACUCCUUUGUAUCGCAGCGCUCAAAAGAAGCUGGGCUACAUGCACCCCACAACCAUCUACUACAUGAACAAUCUUGGGGUAGCCUUAGGCGGCCAAGGAAAAUUUCGGGAGGCCGAAGCAAUACUAUAUGACACUGUCGGGAUGAAGUUUUCGGAGAUAGAUCCCGCACAUCUUAGUACGCUCGGCAGCAUGAUGAACAUCGUGCUUGCCUACAAGGGCCAGGGUAAGUGGCAGAGGGCCAACGAAGUUUUGAGCCAGAUGAUAAAUAUCAGAGCGGCGAGCGGCGGUACGGCGGACCCAGACUUUUUGGAUUGGAAUGAUCAUUUGGGCGUGGUGCUGGCGAUUGAGCAGAAAUAUGAUGAGGCAGAACAGGUGUUGAUGCGCUGUUAUGAAGCACGGCAGAACCUGGGGCGCGACCCUUAUAUAUUUUGCACGCAAUAUACUCUAGAAUGGGUUCGGAAACAAAAAGCAUCACAGCUUGCAAAUGAAAAGGAGUCAGGUUGA
Messenger RNA from Histoplasma capsulatum G186AR, 975 nucleotides. RefSeq lists its product as uncharacterized. The transcript has 2 exons. The record is from RefSeq and is a predicted model, not a curated record. Bases 1 to 975 code for a protein of 324 amino acids. Lineage: Eukaryota; Fungi; Ascomycota; Eurotiomycetes; Onygenales; Ajellomycetaceae. Gene Ontology annotation, molecular function: protein binding.